Messenger RNA from Xenopus laevis (African clawed frog), 792 nucleotides. Its product is annotated as D-3-phosphoglycerate dehydrogenase. The record is from RefSeq and is a predicted model, not a curated record. NCBI's taxonomy places the organism in Eukaryota, Metazoa, Chordata, Amphibia, Anura, Pipidae. Bases 65 to 694 code for a protein of 209 amino acids. The transcript is spliced from 4 exons.
UCGUGCUGCUGCUGCCUCUGCUGUGCUGCGUGUGUCCCAGCAAGGUGAUCUGUUCCUGAAGAAAAUGGCUGAGCUCCCUUAUGCACUGAUGUCCCACUGUGGGGGUACCUCUGGCUUCCCAGAACAGUAUGAGCCAGUUGUGAGAAAACACUUCCAAAUUGUCUAUCUUGAAGAAUUUCUGAAUAAUAAAACUGUAUUUGCCUCAAAGAUUAAAGCUAUCCUGUUGUGGUGGCACAGACCUACAGUCAACAAAGAACUCCUCAAGUUGCUUCCAAACUUAAAAGUAAUUGGAAGUUCAGGAGCUGGGGUGGAUCACCUGGAUCUACAGCUUAUAGCAAGCUAUGGUAUUAAAGUGACCAACACGCCUCAUGUGGGAAAUGAUGCCACUGCAGAUAUGGGAAUGGCUCUGAUGUUGGCUUCUGCCAAAAAUAUCAUGGAAGGCAAAGUUGUUGACCAGGAUGCCUUAGUGGAAGCCUUAGAAAACAGAACUAUUAAGGCUGCUGCUUUGGAUGUCACAGAUCCGGAGCCACUGCCAAGAAACCAUCCUUUGCUGACGAUGAAGAAUGUAAUUUUAACACCCCAUAUCGGAAAUGCCUCUGACAAAACAAGAAGGAAAGUGGCAGAAAAGCUUGCAACAAAUGCAUCAGAUAUAAUAAAAGGAUUACCCAUAAUAGAUAUAGUGACAGCGCCAUGAUUGUGUUUUCCUAUAAUCAUUUUUGCACAUUUUUAUUAUUCAGCAUGGUAAAAAAAAUGCAAUAAACAAACCAAUAAACCUAGUUCUUAGCAGUCCUA